UUCCAUUUAUAGUCUGUGCAUUACUGCAUAUUUCUCUCGCUACUGCAGCUGGGAGAAAAUAAGCGAUCCUGGCGGCUUAAGGAUAAUCAUCCAGGUUGAUUAGCUACAGUACUUACGUACUGUAACGACUUGGCGCGAACAAGGACUGCUGGAGGGGACGAAAAUGAUGCAUCAGCAAUCCAUGAUGGUUGGCGAUAUGAUUCCUGUACACUCUGAGAUACCCGUGCAUGUUGAGGAGAUGAAUAACGCAAACUUUGAAAAUAAUGCUUCUUACGCAUACGACGAUCUAUUCCCGGCUUUGCCGCACUCGCAGCCGCCGGUUCAACGCAGCAUUCAACAAACUACAAACAAGCUUCGCGUUGGAUCGUCACUGCAUACCCAGGUGUUCCAUGUGCCAUAUGAAGAGAGAAAACUUGAUAAUGCUAACACUUUCGGCGAAGGCGAGUCAUUGAGAACCUGUCAAUCUAUUACUAAAGAUACCGGCGCCCAUAUUGAAAUAUCUACCAGCAAGGAUGGCAGUUUGACUUUUCUGAUAACUGGCAAACAUAGUGCUGUUCUUGAUGCUCGGCGCCUCAUCUUGACCCACUUCCAACAACAGGCAAGCAAGCAGGUUAACAUUCCUAAGGAACACCACCGAUGGAUCUUAGGAAAACAAGGCCAAAAGCUGAAGGAAUUGGAAAAGGUCACCGCUACUAAAAUCAGUGUCCCUGGCAUUGCAGACACUAGUGAGACUAUCACUAUAACUGGCACCAAGGAGGGCAUUGAAAAAGCUGAACAUGAAAUCCGAGUCUGUUCUGAAGAACAGUCGCGCAAAGCUUUGGAGCGUAUCAAGAUCCCGAAGAUCUACCACCCGUUCAUCCAGGGCCCUUACGGCGAGCGUGCGUCGGCGCUUAGCGCUGAGACCGGAGCUCGCAUUCACAUCCCGCCCGCGUCCACGCAAAGCGAUGAGAUCGUUAUUGCUGGCGAGAAAAAUGGAGUGCUUGCUGCUAAAGCGCAAAUCGAGCAAAUUUAUGAGGAGAUGGUCAAGAAAUGUUCAACAGUGCGUGUUGAAGUACCCAAAUCUCAGCACAAAUACGUAAUUGGCGCUCGUGGAACAACUAUCCAAGAGAUUUUGAAGGAGACUGAAGUGUCUGUGGAGAUGCCUCCUCCAGACUCACCUACUGGAACUAUCACUCUACAUGGCCCUCACAACAAAAUCGGCCUUGCUCUCUCAAAAGUCUGUGAAAAAGCGAACUCUGUUAAAACUGCAACUGUUGAUGCUCCCACAUGGAUCCAUAAGUAUAUAAUUGGAAAGCAUGGUUCUAACAUUAAAAAGAUAACUCAAGACUUCUCAAAGGUACAUGUUGAUAUAACUCACUCUGAAGAUAAGGUGAAGAUUGAUGGUCCCCCUGAGGAAGUGGAACGUGCACAAGUUGAGUUAGAUGACUUUGUGAAGAACUUGCUUGCUACCCUGACUUACGUCGAACUGUCGGUUGAUCCCAAAUUCUUCAAGCAUAUUAUUGGCAAGAAUGGAACUAACAUUAAUAGACUGAAGGAUGAGACUGGGGUAGUUAUUAACAUUAUUGAAAACGAAGGCAACAAUAUUAUUCGCAUCGAAGGUAGCCAUCAAGGAGUUGCCGAUGCUGAGAGGGAACUAAGAGAAAUGGUCAUGAAAUUGGAAAAUGAAAGAACUAAGGAAGUCUAUGUCGACCAUAGAUACAUCAAAUCUCUUAUUGGAGUCCGAGGAGAAAAGAUUAAGGAACUUCGUGAGAAGUUCGAGCGCGUGCUUAUUUCCUUGCCCGAUCAGGGACAAAAGAGGAGUCCUAUCAAGUUAAGGGGACCUCAGGAAGACAUUGAGAGAUGUGAAAAGUAUUUGCACAAGAUCAUCAAAGAAAUAGCGGAGUCUUCCUAUGUCCAAGAAGUACCGAUUUUCAAGCAGUUCCACAAGUUUAUUAUCGGCAAAGGUGGUGCUAAUUUAAGGAAAAUCCGAGAUGAAACUCAAACUGUGAUUGAUCUUCCAGCCGAAGGCGAUGAUAGCGAUGUUAUUACCGUGAGAGGUAAACGUGAAAAUGUUGAAGAUGCUGUUAAAAGGAUUCAACAGAUACACAAUGAAAAAGCCAAUGUUGUAACAGAGGAAGUCACUAUUGCGCCUAAGUAUUACAAUUCUCUUAUUGGAGCUGGUGGCAAACUUAUUCAUUCCAUUAUGGAAGAGUGUGGUGGAGUUCUUAUUAAGUUCCCACCUGCAGAGAGUGACAGCGACAAGGUUGUUAUUAAAGGACCUAUCGAAGAUGUCGAGAAAGCUAAACAGCAAUUAUUGGCCCACGCGUCCGAACGUGAACUGACGUCACACACGGCUCACGUUCGCGCCAAGCCUGAACACCACAAAUUCUUGAUUGGCAAGAAUGGUGCAAACAUCAAGAAGAUUCGGGAGCAGACUGGCGCUCGAAUCAUCUUCCCGACUGAGAAAGAUGAAGAUAAGGAAGCUAUAUUCAUUAUUGGUCGCGAAGAGCAAGUUGAGGCAGCCCGCAAGCAGCUAGAGUCAGCGGUGGCCGAAAUCAGCAACGUGUCCGAGGGCGAGAUGUCGGUGGCCCCGCGCCAUCACCGCCACUUCGUGGCACGACGCGGCGAGGUGUUACGCCGCAUCGCCGACGACUGCGGCGGCGUGCAGAUCUCCUUCCCGCCAGGCGUCAACAGCGACCGAGUCGUGCUCAAGGCGAAGGACUGCAUUGAGGCCGCCAAGAUUCGCAUCAACGAAAUAAUUGAAGAUUUGGAAGCUAAGGUGACUAUCGAGUGUGUAAUUCCUCAAAGGCACCAUCGUACAGUGAUGGGGGCCCGUGGUGCUAAAGUCAAGGAUAUUACCGCCGAACACGACGUCCAAAUUAAAUUCCCCGAACGCGACUCAACUGAAGGAGCUGACGUGCCUGUCAAGGACGAUGAUAAUUCUGAACCAGGCCCUAAUGAUAUAAUUAGAAUUACUGGCCGCCCAGAAAAUUGCGAGGCAGCUAAAAAAGCUCUACUUGAGCAGGUGCCAAUUACAAUUGAUGUUGAAGUUCCGAAUGAACUGCAUCGAUUGCUUGCUGGACAGAAGAGAGAACUGAUGCAGACUUAUGAUGUUCAUAUUCUGCUCCCACCAAAUGACGACACCAGUGACUUGGUUAAGGUGACAGGCACACCAACUAAUGUUGAGAAAGCCAAAGUUGCCCUGACAGAAAAAAUUGUUGACAUGGAAAAAGAGAAAGAGGAUAGAAUUCUCAGGUCUUAUGAACUGAAAUCAAAGUGGAUCCUGAAAUACCAUCCUUUGGUGAUUGGUAAAGGAGGAUCCGUUAUUACCAAAAUUCGCACUGAUUAUGGAGUACAAAUAAAUUUGCCUAAACGUGGCGCUGAUGAUGAUGUAAUCACAAUUCAGGGUUAUGAAGACAAAGCUCAGCAAGCCAAGGAAGCCAUUAUGGCUAUUGUCCAUCAACUGGUCAGUUCAUAUUCAUGUAACUAAUAAAAUAUUCAGUAU
Trichoplusia ni (cabbage looper) is the source of this 3484-nucleotide messenger RNA. RefSeq names its product vigilin-like. The record is from RefSeq and is a predicted model, not a curated record. Lineage: Eukaryota; Metazoa; Arthropoda; Insecta; Lepidoptera; Noctuidae. Gene Ontology annotation, cellular component: nucleus; cytoplasm. Gene Ontology annotation, molecular function: mRNA binding.